Messenger RNA from Nematostella vectensis (starlet sea anemone), 1692 nucleotides. RefSeq names its product calcium/calmodulin-dependent protein kinase type 1. The transcript is spliced from 7 exons. Bases 197 to 1480 code for a protein of 427 amino acids. Gene Ontology annotation, biological process: protein phosphorylation. The record is from RefSeq and is a predicted model, not a curated record. Gene Ontology annotation, molecular function: ATP binding; protein kinase activity. NCBI's taxonomy places the organism in Eukaryota, Metazoa, Cnidaria, Anthozoa, Actiniaria, Edwardsiidae.
GCAUAGAAUUUCCAAAAAGUUUAGAGAACUUGUGUACACUGCCAACUGAAAGGCAAUUUGACGAUCAGAAUACGAAUAGAUCAAAGACAUUUUACAAGCAGCCGCUAUGUCAUGCUUAGUAGUGCAGAGAUAAAUUUAAUUGAUAUUAUCAUUUGGUCGGAUUGGCCGUCAUCUCCGGAAGAUUGGAUUUGUAAGCAUGAAAUUCGAAGAUGUUUAUGAAAUCACUGACUUUAUUGGCAAAGGCGCAUUCGGUCAAGUCAGUAAAUGUGUGAAUCUACAAACACGCGAAGUAUUUGCAGUGAAAGAAAUCGAUUUUUCUGGAAGCGAAGAAGACAAAAAGAAAGCUCAAAAUGAAGCCAAGAUCUGUGGGCUCUUGGAUCACCCUAGCAUUGUGCACCUCGAGGACGUGUUCUCCACCCGAAGGCGCAUGCUCCUUGUUCUGGAGUACCUCCCAGGGGGGGACCUGUUCGACGGGGUUGUCACCCGGACGCAGUUCAGCGAGAAGGACGCCUGCGCAUGCGUGCGCCAAGUACUCAAGGCGCUGCGUUACCUCACCAGAAAGGGAAUAAUACACAGAGACUUGAAACCAGAAAACCUGCUGCUUUCAGAGCGGCCCUCGGACCACCGACCACCCAUUAUCAAAUUAACUGACUUUGGUAUUGCCAAGCAGCUUAAAGAUGGCGAGAAAACGGUGCGAUGUAACGGGAGUGGCUCGCCUCUUUACCUCGCUCCAGAGACCAUCCUAGAAGAGGGGCUCACCUAUGCGGUGGAUAUAUGGGCCUGUGGGGUCAUUCUAUAUUUAUUGUUGGUUGGUUAUCCACCGUUCUGGAACGAACAGACAGAGUUUCUCCUUCUCAGUAUUUUACAAAGUAAUUACACGUUUCCGUCUCCAUACUGGGACACUGUUAGUGAGCCUGCAAAGGACCUAAUACGAAAGAUGUUAGUUGUAGACCCGCGGGAUCGGAUUACAGCUGUCGAGGCCCUCAAGCACGAGUGGGUAUCGGGUUCUGACGACAUUCCGGGUCUGCGAUUAAAUCGCCAAAGUACCUUAGUCCGACUCACCGCUUUCAACGCACGAAGAAAGCUCAGGGGGGUGGUGCUGGGUCUGAUAGCUCGUAAAAGAAUGACGUUCAGACCGCCUGCAAAUCAGGUCCGUCUCACACGGAAGGACUCGUACGACCCCAAACAGGACCCAGGUCUUCAGCACACGUACGAGGAGCUACUGGCUCAAGGCGUGUGCAAGAUGUCCCUGAUUGAGGAGGAGAAACAGCAACAGCAAGAACCGCAACGAAAUGGAAACGACGCUGCGCCGAAUGGCUGCUACAGCGUUAGAGCGAUAAAACCACAGCGUAACCACACCUAUAGGAGUGCAGUCGAAAUCGAGGUCAACCCAUCAAAAACAGCGACGACUAAUAGGGGAGAGCGGAGAAGGCGGUCUCAGAAACGACGGCAGGUACCCGAAGACGCGGUACCGAAAUAGCGGCAGGACAAGAAUUGGGAUUUUAUUUUUUAGAACGUGAAUUACUGGUAGGAAAAUUGAAAUUGAGUAGAAGGGAAAGCAGGAGGCUACAAGAGACUCAUGUUCGCAUUAGCAACAUUUGUAAAAGCACUAGACUAAACGAAGACUUAAAGGCACGUUCGCAUUAGCGACAAUUGUAAAACCACACUAGAUAAAACGAAGACUUAAGAUCA